CAGAGAAGCCUCUACGUGACCUGCGCGUCUGCUGAUCACAGCUCAGAUAACAAACGUGCUGCACUAAAUCUGACCACCACUGACAGCCUGACGCACGGGUGCCAAAGGUUCCCGCGGGAGCCACCUCUUUAUUUAUUUAUUCAUCACCACAUGUCGCAUUGAUGAAGACAGUCGCCCAUAUCUCCGCUUCCAUCGCGCGCGUCCUCUCUCUCUCAUCUCCAUAAACUCUCCGGCGCGUAAUUAUAGCUCCAGCUGUCCAAAAGUGUGCCGCACAUUACGUCCGAACGAUUGGAAAUGCGCAAUAAUUGAAUAAUGGCUGAUUACGGAGGAUUAGAUUUGUGGAGAGACAUCAGAGCUGCUUCACUUCACAUUCCGCUGGGUUUGAGUUUGAUGCUCUGCUGAUGUGAAGUGGUUUUCCUCUCACAUCCUCACUGACUUCACUCUCACUUUCACAAAUCGGAUUGAUGCGCUGGAGCAGGUUCAGUCUGCGCCACAGACCCAUGUGUUGCAUUCGUUACCAAAACCUCCCGCAAAAAAAAAACACUUGAACCCCAGGAGCCAAAUAAAUAAAUAAAUAAAUUACAUUACAUUACAUGUCAUUUAGCAGACGCUUUUAUCCAAAGCGACUUACAAUAAAUAAAUCUGCUGCCGCACUGUGCGCCGGCAUUUUGUGCCUGUGUUUGUCUCGUAUCUGUAAUCACGUCCCCGGUGUGUCCUAAAUACACUGAAGUGGGACAUUGUAUUCUUUAUCAUGUGACCCGUCAAAGAUUGGGGGGGAAAAGAAGCUUAAUAGCCUAUCAACAGAUGCGCAGACUGUCCGCAAAGACAAAACGUUUAGUGCGCAAACCUAAUUAGAAUAUGCAAAUCACGUGUUGAGUUAUAUCGGCCGUUUGGGGAGGGAAACUGUUCUGCUAACGGAAGCCGGUUGAUUGAUGAAUUAACAGAGAAAUUGGCUAAUGUGAGUUUAUAAGCUUUUCUGUAAAUAUGAUCAAUUAAAUGUUAGUUUUUAUGUAUAUUUAUUUAUAAGGACAUGAUUGUAAGACAAGAAACAGUAAGUAUAUUUACUUGAACACAUCACUGCAGGAUUAUUAAUAACAAACGUCUGUUAUUAUUCAUCAGCAGCAUCGAUUUUUUUUUCACUCGAAUAACCUCUGAUUUGUUUUGUCUGUGUCGUUUGUUUUUCACCAUAUAUUAAUGUAAAUAUCAAACCUGUCCUUCAGUGCAGUGCAGACAAACGAGCCAUGGAUUACACUGAUUUAAUUCGUGUCGAGAGAUUAAUCUGUUUGAUUUAAUCUGGGACCGUGAGUGGAUGAAGUUGCAGUGAAAGUAUAAUCUCUCGUUGCUUUUGUGCGCAUCAGUUUUAGAACCCAAACAUUCACAUGAAGGUUGCCUUAAAUUUCAUCAAAUUGAAAUAAAAAAAACUGUAAACAAAAGCAUUUUUCCCCUUAAAAUAAAACAAUAUAUGAUCAUAUAUUAUAUUAAAAUAAGUAAUCCUACUAAUUAUUACUUGUCAAUAAAAUCAAACACAACCUCAGAGAUGCAUUGACAAAAAGGUAAAAGUGUCUUUAUGUCUGUGCUUUUGUCUCAUCCCAUGGUCAGAUGUUUGCUUUGUGCUCAGAUGAAGCUCAUAACAGGCUGAGGGAAACUUGAGUGUGCUGUCUCUCCUCUGCUGUGAUUGGCUGACGCCUGUUGCCUGUUGAAUAAAAAGCAGAGCAGAGAUAAAAGAGGAGCAUCAGUGUGUCACUGCACCGGGAACUCUGCCCGUCCUCUUUUUUUCUGCAGCAGCAGCAGCACCAGCAGCAGGGUGAAAAAGUGAAUUCACUCAGUCAUGACGGGGAAGGAGGGAACUGUGCUUUCAGACUCUGAGAAUGAACAAAAAACAGCUUCUCAAAUCAGUGUGAACCACGGACUCCACCACCAUCAGCACCAACACCAUCAGCACCAGCAGCCUCCGGGCUGGAAGAUGCCCCCCACUGUGCACCGACGCACGGGCUUCGGGAUCCAGGAGCUGCUCGGCCUCAACAAGGAGCCUCCGGUGGCGGUGACACCGAGGCGGCCGCUGGAGGCUCUGCCGCACAGAGCGCACCUCCUGGCCGCGCGGUCGGCCCUCGGCCACGGAGGACUCGGGGUUGGUGUGGGUUUUCUGGGACCAGAGGGAAUACACUCGUUUUACAGUCAGCCCGCUUUUCUGGAGCAGGUGCUGUCAGAGGCGCAGAAUGUGCACCUGCAGCCGCUGCACAGAAGCGCGCACAUGGAGGCGCAGAUGGAUGCGCAGCACUCCGCCAGCUCCGAUUCCGAUGACAUGAGUCUCUCCUCCGGUGACCAGAAAUUCUCCAAAUCCUCCUCAAAUCAGAGCAAGAAAAGAAAGAAAAGACGACACAGAACCAUUUUCACAUCGUAUCAGCUGGAGGAGCUGGAGAAAUCUUUUAAUGAAGCUCACUAUCCUGAUGUUUAUGCUCGAGAAAUGCUCUCCAUGAAGACUGAGCUGCCCGAGGACAGAAUACAGGUGUGGUUUCAGAACCGCAGAGCUAAGUGGAGGAAGAAGGAGAAGUGCUGGGGUCGCAGCAGUGUGAUGGCCGAGUACGGCCUGUACGGAGCCAUGGUGCGACACUCCAUCCCUCUGCCCGACUCCAUCCUCAAGUCUGCCAAGGAAGGCGUCACAGAGUCGUACGCGCCGUGGUUACUAGGUAUGCACAAGAAGUCCGUCGACCCCUCGCACACUUCUCCAGGAACGCCCGGCUGCACCAGUCCCCACACACCAGCACAGGAUAAACCAGCGGGCAAGGUGAUGGAGGACAAGGACGAGGAACACAUGGAAGACACCGACGCCCCGAUUUCCAGAGAGGAACUGAGAGAGACCAGUAUUGCCGUCCUGCGAGCGAAGGCACAGCAACACAGCGCCAAGAUGCUCGGCAGCGUCUCGAACAGAACGAACGUCCAUGUCACGCAUAAAGAAGAACAAGAAGAAGAAGAAGCAGCAGCCGACGAUCAGGAGACAAAACAGGACACGGCAGAGGAGGAGGAGGAGGAGACGAGAGACUGAGGAGGGGACACGGGAUUCAGACUAACUUUAACCUCAGUGGAGGGCAAAAUACACAAGGUGAACUCAUACUGUAGUUUUAAAGCUGCAGUUUAAAUGUAAUCAUUAUAUAAAAAAAAGAUCCUGUUCUUCAGUUAACCUGACAGGAGACAUAAGAGGCUGUUGUUUAUUACUUGUUUCUUCUGCUAGUGGAAAUAUUUGUACAGAUAAACCACCUCAGUAACUUCAAAGGUGUGUUGUCACUCGAUGUCAAACUUCAGUUCCCAUGCAGCAUAUUAUAUCAAUACCAUUUAGAAGAUUCUUUUCUUAUCAAUAACCAGCCCUAACUGUGAGCGUCUGACGGACUGACGUGGUCACACUGAAGCUCGUAACUGUGUGUCUGCUGAGCACGACACUGACCUUUGACCUCUCCUCCACGACACAUUCUCAAUUGGGACGACGGAGACGUUAAACUGCGUCUUCUCUCAGUCCUGCUCGCUCACUAAUUGUGAUGUAAAGACUAAUAAGUAUAAUGUCCAAUCACAAAAAACGAACUGUACAAUUAUGUAAAGAUCCCGUCGAUCAUCUACGUCUGUCCUUGUAUAAAUGUAACUGUAGCUCUAUUAAAAAUUAAUAUUUAAAGUC
Messenger RNA from Solea solea (common sole), 3664 nucleotides. Its product is annotated as visual system homeobox 2-like. The coding region runs from base 1829 to 3043 and encodes 404 amino acids. The record is from RefSeq and is a predicted model, not a curated record. Gene Ontology annotation, biological process: regulation of transcription by RNA polymerase II. NCBI's taxonomy places the organism in Eukaryota, Metazoa, Chordata, Actinopteri, Pleuronectiformes, Soleidae. The transcript is spliced from 5 exons. Gene Ontology annotation, cellular component: nucleus. Gene Ontology annotation, molecular function: sequence-specific double-stranded DNA binding; DNA-binding transcription factor activity, RNA polymerase II-specific.